Trypanosoma rangeli is the source of this 900-nucleotide messenger RNA. Its product is annotated as transferase. NCBI's taxonomy places the organism in Eukaryota, Euglenozoa, Kinetoplastea, Trypanosomatida, Trypanosomatidae. Gene Ontology annotation, cellular component: NatC complex. Bases 1 to 900 code for a protein of 299 amino acids. Gene Ontology annotation, molecular function: protein-N-terminal amino-acid acetyltransferase activity. The transcript has a single exon. Gene Ontology annotation, biological process: N-terminal peptidyl-methionine acetylation. The record is from RefSeq and is a predicted model, not a curated record.
AUGCCAAAGAAAGGUGGGACGAAGAGGGUUUACGAUUUAUCUGAUGAAAAACUUGAUGCUUUAGUUGAAGCAAUUGAGGGUGAUUUAACAGUAAAUCAAAAAAAGGCUUCAAAAAAGGGAAUGACAAAAAAACAAUCUUUGGAUCUUAGUGAAAGGAAGGUAAAUCAUGCUAUUUGUAAGGUACAAGAUACUACAAGUGGGAUGUCUUUUAACGAGGAAGAGUUGAGAAUGGCCCUCUAUGCUCAACGUAUGUUGCAGGAAAAGGCCAUCAAGGAUGCUCAAUACAUCAAUGUUGUGGUGCCUUUAAAGGAAGAUCAAACUAAAUGGCAGGAAGUGGCACCGAAAAAAUACAUUCGUUAUGAGCAAUUUGAUGGGAGCCAAGAUGCAAUGGAUUUUGUUGUUCGCCUUUUUACAAAGGAGCUCACGGAACCCUAUAGCAGCUUUACAUAUGAAUACUUUGUCUUUGGAUGGCCUGAUUUGACAGUGAUUGCAUAUGGAAUUGAAAGUGAGACAACUCCGGACUCGUCUGUUAAAGGGGAACGAGUGGGGGCGGUGGUUUCCCGAGUAACGCGAAAAGGACCUGGUCGUCCGCUGAGAGGUUAUGUGGCGAUGUUUGCCGUAGUACCGGAAUUUCGUGGAUUUCGGCUGGGAAGCCGUUUGGUAGCUCUUACUAUUUCUUUGAUGAGAGAGAAGGAAUGUGAAGAGGUGUAUUUGGAAACACCUUUAACGAAUGCCCGUGCACUCUCACUUUACUUGAGCCUGGGUUUUGUGAAGACGAAGUUUCUGCCAAGGUACUAUCUUGAUCAAUCUGAUGCUGUUCGUCUCAAACUGUGGCUUAACAAUGCCACAUAUUCUCACGGAGGAGUCGUUGGAGCAGACGAAACGCGUGAAAUUGCUUAG